UCAUCACGAUCCCUUCAUAAUUAACACAAGAGACGGAAAAAGAUUAUGGCAAAAAGAUACAAUUUUUUGGUAUUUUUAGUUCAAAUUUUACUACUACAGACUUAUAAGAUUGAUGCCAAAAUUUCAGCAAUUAUAGUUUUUGGUGAUUCAUCAGUUGAUGCUGGAAAUAAUGAUUAUAUUCCAACGAUGGCAAGGAGCAAUUUUGAGCCGUAUGGCAGGGACUUUCAAGGCGGCCGGCCCACCGGGAGAUUUUCCAAUGGUAAAAUUACUACUGAUUUUAUAUCAGAGGCUAUGGGGCUGAAACCAACAAUACCAGCCUUUUUAGAUCCAGCUUACAAUAUUUCAGAUUUUGCUGUUGGAGUUACUUUUGCUUCUGCUGCUACUGGCUAUGACACUGCCACUUCUGACGUCCUAUCAGUGAUACCCUUUUGGCAGCAACUGGAGUUUUACCAGAACUAUCAAAAGAGACUAAGGGCUUAUCAAGGAGAAACAAAAGCUAGAGAAACUAUAACAGAGGCUUUGCACUUAAUAAGCAUAGGAACGAAUGAUUUUGUAGAGAACUAUUAUGCGAUUCCAGGAGGCAGAUCAUCUCAAUAUAGCAUUGGACGAUACCAAGUUUAUCUUGCAGGAAUUGCUGAAAAUUUUAUAAGAAAACUUUAUAGUUUUGGUGCUAGAAAAAUAUCCCUUGGAGGUUUACCUCCAAUGGGGUGUAUGCCAUUAGAGAGAACUACAAAUGUUAUGGCUGGUUAUGAUUGUGUUCAGAGCUAUAAUGAUGUGGCUGUGGAGUUUAAUGGCAAGUUAAACAGUUUGGUUGAGAAGCUUAACAAAGAACUUCCUGGAAUCAAAUUGGUUUUCGCAAACCCAUUUUACAUUUUCUUGCAAAUCCUCAAAUAUCCUUCAGUCUAUGGAUUUGAGGUGACUUCAACGGGAUGCUGUGCAACAGGGAUGUAUGAGAUGGGAUAUGCAUGUGCCAGAAAUGGUGCAUUUUCAUGCACAGAUGCAGACAAGUAUGUGUUUUGGGAUUCUUUCCAUCCCACACAGAAAACAAAUCAGAUCAUUGCUAAUUAUGUGGUCAAGCAUGUGUUUUCCAAGUUCAAUUAAUUAUAUAUUAUUGUCCCUACUUUAAUUCUCAUGUAUUAAUUAAUUAUAAACUUAUUUUGUGUUAUUAUAUAAUUAAUUUCUCUCCAACCACGAAUGAUUUUUGUGUAUUGAUUUGAUCUUUGUCUUUA
Molecule: messenger RNA, 1229 nt
Organism: Jatropha curcas
Lineage: Eukaryota; Viridiplantae; Streptophyta; Magnoliopsida; Malpighiales; Euphorbiaceae
Product: GDSL esterase/lipase At2g04570
Molecular function (GO): hydrolase activity, acting on ester bonds
Source: RefSeq, a predicted model, not a curated record